UACAGGAGAAAACUGUAAGAAGUGGAAAACACUGAGAGGAGGAGCAACACUGAAAGAGGAAAGCAGCAACGUCACAUUUCCUGGUAUGAAAGUGAAGGUUUGUCUGAGAGACAGCAGAGCUGCAGUCGAGACAAGCCUCUGUGUUUCUCUCUAAAGAAACAUUCAACUGAAUCCAGCAGCUUUUUAUCAACAACACAGCAGAAUCUCUGCCAAACACUGAGUGUAGAUAUGUCUGCUGCCAGCUGUCUGCUGACUGAAGAUCAGUUUCUGUGCUCCAUCUGUCUGAAUGUGUUCACUGAUCCAGUCAGCACACCAUGUGGACACAACUUCUGCAAAACCUGCAUCACUAAACACUGGGGUGUUAAUGCCCGGUGUCGGUGUCCCAACUGUCAAAAGGUUUUCUCCACUAGACCUGAGCUGCAGGUCAAUACUUUCAUCUCUGAGGUGGCUGCUCAGUUCAGACAGUCAGCUCAACAGAAAGCCAGCAGCAUCAGCUCAGAGCAACAAGCUGCCAAACCAGGUGAAGUUCCCUGUGACCUCUGCACUGGAACCAAACUGAAGGCCCUGAAGUCCUGCCUGGUGUGUCUAGCCUCCUACUGUGAGACUCACCUGGAGCCUCAUCUGACAGCUUCACGUCUGAAAAGACAUCCGCUAAUCGACCCUGUGGAGAACCUGGAAGGCAGGAUGUGUACGAAGCACGAUAAACCGCUGGAGCUGUUCUGUAAGACCGACCAGAUGUGUGUCUGCAUGCUCUGCACUGUUUUAGACCACAAGACACAUGAUGUUGUUCAUCUGAAAGAAGGAUAUGAAGGAAAGAAGGCCGAGCUGGGGACGACAGAGGCUGAAAUUCAGCAGAUGAUCCAGAAGAGACGGCUGAGGAUUCAGGAGAUGAAACACUCAGUGGAGUUCAGUAAGAAAGAUGCCGACAGAGAGAUAGCAGAUGGUGUUCAGGUCUUCACCGCUCUGAAGGAGUCUGUUGAGAGAAGCCAGGCCGAGCUCAUCGACACGAUCAAAGAGAAGCAGAGAAAGACAGAGAAACAGGCUAAAGGCUUCAUCAAAGAGCUGGAACAGGAAAUCUCUGAGCUGAAGAAGAGAAGCACUGCUCCACCCACCAAGGACUGGACCAAAGUAAGUGUCCGUCCAUCUUCCUAUGAGGGGACUGUGGUGAGAGCUGUGACUCAGCUGGAAGAGAAGCUCAGUAAACAGAUGAAGAAAGAGAUGAAGAAGCUGUCUGAAGCCGAGCUGAAGAGGGUCCAGCAGCAUGCAGUGGAUGUGACACUUGAUCCUGAUACAGCUCAUCAUUCUCUCAUCCUGUCUGAUGAUGGAAAACAAGUUAAACCUUGUCAUUUAUAUAAGAAUCUCCCAGACAAUCCAGAGAGAUUUGAUAAAGAUUAUAAUGUCUUAGCAAAGGAGAGUUUCUCUUCAGGAAGAUUUUACUACGAGGUUCGGGUUAAAGGGAAGACUAACUGGGCUUUAGGAGUGGCCAGAGAGUCGAUCAACAGGAAGGGAGAAAACACACUGAGCCCUCAGAAUGGCUACUGGACAAUAUCUAAGAUGCUGACUGGUAAGUACUACGCUGCUGCUUUUGACCUUCCAAUCUGUCUCUCUCUGGAGUCUCAGCCUGAGAAGGUGGGGGUGUUAGUGGAUUAUGAGGAGGGUCUGGUCUCCUUUUAUGAUGUUGAUACUGCAGCUCUUAUCUACUCCUUCACUGGCUGCUGCUUCACUGACAAACUCUACCCAUUCUUCCGUCCUUGUUAUAUAAUCUUACGAUCAUUCUUUGCACUUUUUGAUGGUAACUAUGCCCCUCUGGUCAUCUCUCCUGUCAAUCACACUGAUUAGAACAACCAUUUGAGUUUCUUCAGGAAGAUUCACUGUCACUUAAAGGACCAGUGUGUAGGAUCUGGUGGUAUCUAGUGGUGAGGAGAUGCAACCAACUGAAACUAGCCAGCGAUAGCUAUUUAUAGCUAACAAUUUGGCGAUAGAUAACUAUCUAGUUAGCUAGUGUUGGUGACGUAUAUUGUACGAGACCAAAGAUGUAGUUCACUGAACAGUUUCACACUAAACUAAAUGAUACUACGACAAACCUACAACAAAAAGUGACUUUCUUGACUUGAAAAAUUAUCUUUUAAAUUGACAAAUGUGUGUGAUUCAUGCCGCAAAAUAAACAUUAGUCUCUCUCCGUUGCCUACCGUACAUAUUUUUCCUGAAAUAAGGUCCCAUGGGGUCCACCGGAAGGCCAGAGACUUCACCUCUCUAUCUUAGUAAAUGUAUAUUUACUGGUGAUGUAUGGCGUAUACAUCGUUGUUUUUCUGAUUCUGAUCAAUGUCUUUUUUUUUUUAUCCUUUUUUCUGUAAAUGUUUUUAUUUUGAUGUGUGACAUUGCUACUUACUACUAUAAAACACACACUUUACCACACUGAUAUUAUUAUUAUUCUAAUAACUGCAUUACCUGACUGUUAAAUCAUCAGAAAACAAUGUACUCAGAAAUAAGAAGCAUUUGCAUGUUUAAAGUCCUGAGUGCCAAAUUCAAAACCUAUAUUGUCUGAUCAUUGUAUAUAUAAGAAGUGUUGCAUACUAGCACAAAUUAUGAAGAGCAUUUCAUGAAGUAAUUCACAUUUCUUUCCUUUUCUUUUUAAAUAAACAAAAGCAAAAUAUUUUUUUUA
Sebastes umbrosus (honeycomb rockfish) is the source of this 2662-nucleotide messenger RNA. RefSeq names its product zinc finger protein RFP-like. Gene Ontology annotation, molecular function: zinc ion binding; protein binding. The record is from RefSeq and is a predicted model, not a curated record. The transcript has 2 exons. Lineage: Eukaryota; Metazoa; Chordata; Actinopteri; Perciformes; Sebastidae. Bases 229 to 1839 code for a protein of 536 amino acids.